Molecule: messenger RNA, 17358 nt
Organism: Closterium sp. Naga37s-1
Lineage: Eukaryota; Viridiplantae; Streptophyta; Zygnematophyceae; Desmidiales; Closteriaceae
Source: the annotation of a GenBank genome assembly
AUGGCCGGAUCGCCGGCUUCCGAGGGUGACGCCCUCGGUGCGGCACGUUCAACGGAGUCAACGCUUGGUGCCGCCGACCAACCUGCGCCAGGUGUCGCGUCGUCCACGUCAGCCACGCCCGCCACGUCAGCCGCGCCGGCCACGUCAUCGCCGGAGAAAGCGGCGCAGGAGAAGGCGGCAGCGAGCGUGCCUGUGCUGCAUGACAUAUCGGAUCACAGCAGCGAGGAGGGCGACAAUGACAGGGAGGAGAAGGGUGGGGGGGAGAGUACGACGGGUGCUGCUGCGGAAGGGGAGAAGGACGAGCAGGGAGAGAAGGAACGGGCGAACGGGGAAAUCCGUGCCACGUGGCAGCUACUGGGCGGUCUUCCAGGCGUUCUUCCUGCUCGGAUGGACGGCGUUCGGCGGCCCGUCCGCCCACAUCGCCAUGUACCACCAGCAGUUCGUGGAGCUGCGCGGGUGAGUGGCGCUGCGGGGGUGAGUGGAGCUCCGGGGAUUUGCAGUGCAUGCAUGUGCCUGCACUGCACGUUGAGUGCAUGCAUGUGCCUGCACUGCACGUUGAGUGCAUGCAUGUGCCUGCACUGCACGUUGAGUGCAUGCAUGUGCCUGCACUGCACGUUGAGUGCAUGCAUGUGCCUGCACUGCACGUUGAGUGCAUGCAUGUGCCUGCACUGCACGUUGAGUGCAUGCAUGUGCCUGCACUGCACGUUGAGUGCAUGCAUGUGCCUGCACUGCACGUUGAGUGCAUGCAUGUGCCUGCACUGCACGUUGAGUGCAUGCAUGUGCCUGCACUGCACGUUGAGUGCAUGCAUGUGCCUGCACUGCACGUUGAGUGCAUGCAUGUGCCUGCACUGCACGUUGAGUGCAUGCAUGUGCCUGCACUGCACGUUGAGUGCAUGCAUGUGCCUGCACUGCACGUUGAGUGCAUGCAUGUGCCUGCACUGCACGUUGAGUGCAUGCAUGUGCCUGCACUGCACGUUGAGUGCAUGCAUGUGCCUGCACUGCACGUUGAGUGCAUGCAUGUGCCUGCACUGCACGCUGAGUGCAUGCAUGUGCCUGCACUGCACGCUGAGUGCAUGCAUGUGCCUGCACUGCACGCUGAGUGCAUGCAUGUGCCUGCACUGCACGCUGAGUGCAUGCAUGUGCCUGCACUGCACGCUGAGUGCAUGCAUGUGCCUGCACUGCACGCUGAGUGCAUGCAUGUGCCUGCACUGCACGCUGAGUGCAUGCAUGUGCCUGCACUGCACGUUGAGUGCAUGCAUGUGCCUGCACUGCACGUUGAGUGCAUGCAUGUGCCUGCACUGCACGUUGAGUGCAUGCAUGUGCCUGCACUGCACGUUGAGUGCAUGCAUGUGCCUGCACUGCACGUUGAGUGCAUGCAUGUGCCUGCACUGCACGUUGAGUGCAUGCAUGUGCCUGCACUGCACGUUGAGUGCAUGCAUGUGCCUGCACUGCACGUUGAGUGCAUGCAUGUGCCUGCACUGCACGUUGAGUGCAUGCAUGUGCCUGCACUGCACGUUGAGUGCAUGCAUGUGCCUGCACUGCACGUUGAGUGCAUGCAUGUGCCUGCACUGCACGUUGAGUGCAUGCAUGUGCCUGCACUGCACGUUGAGUGCAUGCAUGUGCCUGCACUGCACGUUGAGUGCAUGCAUGUGCCUGCACUGCACGUUGAGUGCAUGCAUGUGCCUGCACUGCACGUUGAGUGCAUGCAUGUGCCUGCACUGCACGUUGAGUGCAUGCAUGUGCCUGCACUGCACGUUGAGUGCAUGCAUGUGCCUGCACUGCACGUUGAGUGCAUGCAUGUGCCUGCACUGCACGUUGAGUGCAUGCAUGUGCCUGCACUGCACGUUGAGUGCAUGCAUGUGCCUGCACUGCACGUUGAGUGCAUGCAUGUGCCUGCACUGCACGUUGAGUGCAUGCAUGUGCCUGCACUGCACGUUGAGUGCAUGCAUGUGCCUGCACUGCACGUUGAGUGCAUGCAUGUGCCUGCACUGCACGCUGAGUGCAUGCAUGUGCCUGCACUGCACGCUGAGUGCAUGCAUGUGCCUGCACUGCACGCUGAGUGCAUGCAUGUGCCUGCACUGCACGCUGAGUGCAUGCAUGUGCCUGCACUGCACGUUGAGUGCAUGCAUGUGCCUGCACUGCACGUUGAGUGCAUGCAUGUGCCUGCACUGCACGUUGAGUGCAUGCAUGUGCCUGCACUGCACGUUGAGUGCAUGCAUGUGCCUGCACUGCACGUUGAGUGCAUGCAUGUGCCUGCACUGCACGCUGAGUGCAUGCAUGUGCCUGCACUGCACGCUGAGUGCAUGCAUGUGCCUGCACUGCACGCUGAGUGCAUGCAUGUGCCUGCACUGCACGCUGAGUGCAUGCAUGUGCCUGCACUGCACGUUGAGUGCAUGCAUGUGCCUGCACUGCACGUUGAGUGCAUGCAUGUGCCUGCACUGCACGUUGAGUGCAUGCAUGUGCCUGCACUGCACGUUGAGUGCAUGCAUGUGCCUGCACUGCACGUUGAGUGCAUGCAUGUGCCUGCACUGCACGCUGAGUGCAUGCAUGUGCCUGCACUGCACGCUGAGUGCAUGCAUGUGCCUGCACUGCACGCUGAGUGCAUGCAUGUGCCUGCACUGCACGCUGAGUGCAUGCAUGUGCCUGCACUGCACGCUGAGUGCAUGCAUGUGCCUGCACUGCACGCUGAGUGCAUGCAUGUGCCUGCACUGCACGCUGAGUGCAUGCAUGUGCCUGCACUGCACGCUGAGUGCAUGCAUGUGCCUGCACUGCACGCUGAGUGCAUGCAUGUGCCUGCACUGCACGCUGAGUGCAUGCAUGUGCCUGCACUGCACGCUGAGUGCAUGCAUGUGCCUGCACUGCACGCUGAGUGCAUGCAUGUGCCUGCACUGCACGUUGAGUGCAUGCAUGUGCCUGCACUGCACGCUGAGUGCAUGCAUGUGCCUGCACUGCACGCUGAGUGCAUGCAUGUGCCUGCACUGCACGUUGAGUGCAUGCAUGUGCCUGCACUGCACGUUGAGUGCAUGCAUGUGCCUGCACUGCACGUUGAGUGCAUGCAUGUGCCUGCACUGCACGUUGAGUGCAUGCAUGUGCCUGCACUGCACGUUGAGUGCAUGCAUGUGCCUGCACUGCACGUUGAGUGCAUGCAUGUGCCUGCACUGCACGUUGAGUGCAUGCAUGUGCCUGCACUGCACGCUGAGUGCAUGCAUGUGCCUGCACUGCACGCUGAGUGCAUGCAUGUGCCUGCACUGCACGUUGAGUGCAUGCAUGUGCCUGCACUGCACGUUGAGUGCAUGCAUGUGCCUGCACUGCACGUUGAGUGCAUGCAUGUGCCUGCACUGCACGUUGAGUGCAUGCAUGUGCCUGCACUGCACGUUGAGUGCAUGCAUGUGCCUGCACUGCACGUUGAGUGCAUGCAUGUGCCUGCACUGCACGUUGAGUGCAUGCAUGUGCCUGCACUGCACGUUGAGUGCAUGCAUGUGCCUGCACUGCACGUUGAGUGCAUGCAUGUGCCUGCACUGCACGUUGAGUGCAUGCAUGUGCCUGCACUGCACGUUGAGUGCAUGCAUGUGCCUGCACUGCACGUUGAGUGCAUGCAUGUGCCUGCACUGCACGUUGAGUGCAUGCAUGUGCCUGCACUGCACGUUGAGUGCAUGCAUGUGCCUGCACUGCACGUUGAGUGCAUGCAUGUGCCUGCACUGCACGCUGAGUGCAUGCAUGUGCCUGCACUGCACGCUGAGUGCAUGCAUGUGCCUGCACUGCACGUUGAGUGCAUGCAUGUGCCUGCACUGCACGUUGAGUGCAUGCAUGUGCCUGCACUGCACGUUGAGUGCAUGCAUGUGCCUGCACUGCACGUUGAGUGCAUGCAUGUGCCUGCACUGCACGUUGAGUGCAUGCAUGUGCCUGCACUGCACGUUGAGUGCAUGCAUGUGCCUGCACUGCACGUUGAGUGCAUGCAUGUGCCUGCACUGCACGUUGAGUGCAUGCAUGUGCCUGCACUGCACGUUGAGUGCAUGCAUGUGCCUGCACUGCACGUUGAGUGCAUGCAUGUGCCUGCACUGCACGUUGAGUGCAUGCAUGUGCCUGCACUGCACGUUGAGUGCAUGCAUGUGCCUGCACUGCACGUUGAGUGCAUGCAUGUGCCUGCACUGCACGUUGAGUGCAUGCAUGUGCCUGCACUGCACGUUGAGUGCAUGCAUGUGCCUGCACUGCACGUUGAGUGCAUGCAUGUGCCUGCACUGCACGUUGAGUGCAUGCAUGUGCCUGCACUGCACGUUGAGUGCAUGCAUGUGCCUGCACUGCACGUUGAGUGCAUGCAUGUGCCUGCACUGCACGUUGAGUGCAUGCAUGUGCCUGCACUGCACGUUGAGUGCAUGCAUGUGCCUGCACUGCACGUUGAGUGCAUGCAUGUGCCUGCACUGCACGUUGAGUGCAUGCAUGUGCCUGCACUGCACGUUGAGUGCAUGCAUGUGCCUGCACUGCACGUUGAGUGCAUGCAUGUGCCUGCACUGCACGUUGAGUGCAUGCAUGUGCCUGCACUGCACGCUGAGUGCAUGCAUGUGCCUGCACUGCACGCUGAGUGCAUGCAUGUGCCUGCACUGCACGCUGAGUGCAUGCAUGUGCCUGCACUGCACGCUGAGUGCAUGCAUGUGCCUGCACUGCACGCUGAGUGCAUGCAUGUGCCUGCACUGCACGCUGAGUGCAUGCAUGUGCCUGCACUGCACGCUGAGUGCAUGCAUGUGCCUGCACUGCACGCUGAGUGCAUGCAUGUGCCUGCACUGCACGCUGAGUGCAUGCAUGUGCCUGCACUGCACGCUGAGUGCAUGCAUGUGCCUGCACUGCACGUUGAGUGCAUGCAUGUGCCUGCACUGCACGUUGAGUGCAUGCAUGUGCCUGCACUGCACGUUGAGUGCAUGCAUGUGCCUGCACUGCACGUUGAGUGCAUGCAUGUGCCUGCACUGCACGUUGAGUGCAUGCAUGUGCCUGCACUGCACGUUGAGUGCAUGCAUGUGCCUGCACUGCACGUUGAGUGCAUGCAUGUGCCUGCACUGCACGUUGAGUGCAUGCAUGUGCCUGCACUGCACGUUGAGUGCAUGCAUGUGCCUGCACUGCACGUUGAGUGCAUGCAUGUGCCUGCACUGCACGUUGAGUGCAUGCAUGUGCCUGCACUGCACGUUGAGUGCAUGCAUGUGCCUGCACUGCACGUUGAGUGCAUGCAUGUGCCUGCACUGCACGUUGAGUGCAUGCAUGUGCCUGCACUGCACGUUGAGUGCAUGCAUGUGCCUGCACUGCACGUUGAGUGCAUGCAUGUGCCUGCACUGCACGUUGAGUGCAUGCAUGUGCCUGCACUGCACGCUGAGUGCAUGCAUGUGCCUGCACUGCACGUUGAGUGCAUGCAUGUGCCUGCACUGCACGUUGAGUGCAUGCAUGUGCCUGCACUGCACGUUGAGUGCAUGCAUGUGCCUGCACUGCACGCUGAGUGCAUGCAUGUGCCUGCACUGCACGCUGAGUGCAUGCAUGUGCCUGCACUGCACGCUGAGUGCAUGCAUGUGCCUGCACUGCACGCUGAGUGCAUGCAUGUGCCUGCACUGCACGCUGAGUGCAUGCAUGUGCCUGCACUGCACGCUGAGUGCAUGCAUGUGCCUGCACUGCACGCUGAGUGCAUGCAUGUGCCUGCACUGCACGUUGAGUGCAUGCAUGUGCCUGCACUGCACGUUGAGUGCAUGCAUGUGCCUGCACUGCACGUUGAGUGCAUGCAUGUGCCUGCACUGCACGUUGAGUGCAUGCAUGUGCCUGCACUGCACGUUGAGUGCAUGCAUGUGCCUGCACUGCACGUUGAGUGCAUGCAUGUGCCUGCACUGCACGUUGAGUGCAUGCAUGUGCCUGCACUGCACGUUGAGUGCAUGCAUGUGCCUGCACUGCACGUUGAGUGCAUGCAUGUGCCUGCACUGCACGUUGAGUGCAUGCAUGUGCCUGCACUGCACGUUGAGUGCAUGCAUGUGCCUGCACUGCACGUUGAGUGCAUGCAUGUGCCUGCACUGCACGUUGAGUGCAUGCAUGUGCCUGCACUGCACGUUGAGUGCAUGCAUGUGCCUGCACUGCACGUUGAGUGCAUGCAUGUGCCUGCACUGCACGUUGAGUGCAUGCAUGUGCCUGCACUGCACGUUGAGUGCAUGCAUGUGCCUGCACUGCACGCUGAGUGCAUGCAUGUGCCUGCACUGCACGCUGAGUGCAUGCAUGUGCCUGCACUGCACGCUGAGUGCAUGCAUGUGCCUGCACUGCACGCUGAGUGCAUGCAUGUGCCUGCACUGCACGCUGAGUGCAUGCAUGUGCCUGCACUGCACGCUGAGUGCAUGCAUGUGCCUGCACUGCACGCUGAGUGCAUGCAUGUGCCUGCACUGCACGCUGAGUGCAUGCAUGUGCCUGCACUGCACGCUGAGUGCAUGCAUGUGCCUGUACUGCACGCUGAGUGCAUGCAUGUGCCUGCACUGCACGUUGAGUGCAUGCAUGUGCCUGCACUGCACGUUGAGUGCAUGCAUGUGCCUGCACUGCACGUUGAGUGCAUGCAUGUGCCUGCACUGCACGUUGAGUGCAUGCAUGUGCCUGCACUGCACGUUGAGUGCAUGCAUGUGCCUGCACUGCACGCUGAGUGCAUGCAUGUGCCUGCACUGCACGCUGAGUGCAUGCAUGUGCCUGCACUGCACGCUGAGUGCAUGCAUGUGCCUGCACUGCACGCUGAGUGCAUGCAUGUGCCUGCACUGCACGCUGAGUGCAUGCAUGUGCCUGCACUGCACGCUGAGUGCAUGCAUGUGCCUGCACUGCACGCUGAGUGCAUGCAUGUGCCUGCACUGCACGCUGAGUGCAUGCAUGUGCCUGCACUGCACGCUGAGUGCAUGCAUGUGCCUGCACUGCACGCUGAGUGCAUGCAUGUGCCUGCACUGCACGCUGAGUGCAUGCAUGUGCCUGCACUGCACGCUGAGUGCAUGCAUGUGCCUGCACUGCACGCUGAGUGCAUGCAUGUGCCUGCACUGCACGCUGAGUGCAUGCAUGUGCCUGCACUGCACGCUGAGUGCAUGCAUGUGCCUGCACUGCACGCUGAGUGCAUGCAUGUGCCUGCACUGCACGCUGAGUGCAUGCAUGUGCCUGCACUGCACGCUGAGUGCAUGCAUGUGCCUGCACUGCACGCUGAGUGCAUGCAUGUGCCUGCACUGCACGCUGAGUGCAUGCAUGUGCCUGCACUGCACGCUGAGUGCAUGCAUGUGCCUGCACUGCACGCUGAGUGCAUGCAUGUGCCUGCACUGCACGUUGAGUGCAUGCAUGUGCCUGCACUGCACGUUGAGUGCAUGCAUGUGCCUGCACUGCACGUUGAGUGCAUGCAUGUGCCUGCACUGCACGUUGAGUGCAUGCAUGUGCCUGCACUGCACGUUGAGUGCAUGCAUGUGCCUGCACUGCACGUUGAGUGCAUGCAUGUGCCUGCACUGCACGCUGAGUGCAUGCAUGUGCCUGCACUGCACGCUGAGUGCAUGCAUGUGCCUGCACUGCACGUUGAGUGCAUGCAUGUGCCUGCACUGCACGUUGAGUGCAUGCAUGUGCCUGCACUGCACGUUGAGUGCAUGCAUGUGCCUGCACUGCACGUUGAGUGCAUGCAUGUGCCUGCACUGCACGUUGAGUGCAUGCAUGUGCCUGCACUGCACGUUGAGUGCAUGCAUGUGCCUGCACUGCACGUUGAGUGCAUGCAUGUGCCUGCACUGCACGUUGAGUGCAUGCAUGUGCCUGCACUGCACGUUGAGUGCAUGCAUGUGCCUGCACUGCACGUUGAGUGCAUGCAUGUGCCUGCACUGCACGUUGAGUGCAUGCAUGUGCCUGCACUGCACGUUGAGUGCAUGCAUGUGCCUGCACUGCACGUUGAGUGCAUGCAUGUGCCUGCACUGCACGUUGAGUGCAUGCAUGUGCCUGCACUGCACGUUGAGUGCAUGCAUGUGCCUGCACUGCACGUUGAGUGCAUGCAUGUGCCUGCACUGCACGUUGAGUGCAUGCAUGUGCCUGCACUGCACGUUGAGUGCAUGCAUGUGCCUGCACUGCACGUUGAGUGCAUGCAUGUGCCUGCACUGCACGUUGAGUGCAUGCAUGUGCCUGCACUGCACGUUGAGUGCAUGCAUGUGCCUGCACUGCACGUUGAGUGCAUGCAUGUGCCUGCACUGCACGUUGAGUGCAUGCAUGUGCCUGCACUGCACGUUGAGUGCAUGCAUGUGCCUGCACUGCACGUUGAGUGCAUGCAUGUGCCUGCACUGCACGUUGAGUGCAUGCAUGUGCCUGCACUGCACGUUGAGUGCAUGCAUGUGCCUGCACUGCACGUUGAGUGCAUGCAUGUGCCUGCACUGCACGUUGAGUGCAUGCAUGUGCCUGCACUGCACGUUGAGUGCAUGCAUGUGCCUGCACUGCACGUUGAGUGCAUGCAUGUGCCUGCACUGCACGUUGAGUGCAUGCAUGUGCCUGCACUGCACGUUGAGUGCAUGCAUGUGCCUGCACUGCACGUUGAGUGCAUGCAUGUGCCUGCACUGCACGUUGAGUGCAUGCAUGUGCCUGCACUGCACGUUGAGUGCAUGCAUGUGCCUGCACUGCACGUUGAGUGCAUGCAUGUGCCUGCACUGCACGUUGAGUGCAUGCAUGUGCCUGCACUGCACGUUGAGUGCAUGCAUGUGCCUGCACUGCACGUUGAGUGCAUGCAUGUGCCUGCACUGCACGUUGAGUGCAUGCAUGUGCCUGCACUGCACGUUGAGUGCAUGCAUUGCAUGCAUGUGCCUGCACUGCACGUUGAGUGCAUGCAUGUGCCUGCACUGCACGUUGAGUGCAUGCAUGUGCCUGCACUGCACGUUGAGUGCAUGCAUGUGCCUGCACUGCACGCUGAGUGCAUGCAUGUGCCUGCACUGCACGCUGAGUGCAUGCAUGUGCCUGCACUGCACGCUGAGUGCAUGCAUGUGCCUGCACUGCACGUUGAGUGCAUGCAUGUGCCUGCAAUGCACGUUGAGUGCAUGCAUGUGCCUGCACUGCACGUUGAGUGCAUGCAUGUGCCUGCACUGCACGUUGAGUGCAUGCAUGUGCCUGCACUGCACGUUGAGUGCAUGCAUGUGCCUGCACUGCACGUUGAGUGCAUGCAUGUGCCUGCACUGCACGUUGAGUGCAUGCAUGUGCCUGCACUGCACGUUGAGUGCAUGCAUGUGCCUGCACUGCACGUUGAGUGCAUGCAUGUGCCUGCACUGCACGUUGAGUGCAUGCAUGUGCCUGCACUGCACGUUGAGUGCAUGCAUGUGCCUGCACUGCACGCUGAGUGCAUGCAUGUGCCUGCACUGCACGCUGAGUGCAUGCAUGUGCCUGCACUGCACGUUGAGUGCAUGCAUGUGCCUGCACUGCACGUUGAGUGCAUGCAUGUGCCUGCACUGCACGCUGAGUGCAUGCAUGUGCCUGCACUGCACGCUGAGUGCAUGCAUGUGCCUGCACUGCACGUUGAGUGCAUGCAUGUGCCUGCACUGCACGUUGAGUGCAUGCAUGUGCCUGCACUGCACGUUGAGUGCAUGCAUGUGCCUGCACUGCACGUUGAGUGCAUGCAUGUGCCUGCACUGCACGUUGAGUGCAUGCAUGUGCCUGCACUGCACGUUGAGUGCAUGCAUGUGCCUGCACUGCACGUUGAGUGCAUGCAUGUGCCUGCACUGCACGUUGAGUGCAUGCAUGUGCCUGCACUGCACGUUGAGUGCAUGCAUGUGCCUGCACUGCACGUUGAGUGCAUGCAUGUGCCUGCACUGCACGUUGAGUGCAUGCAUGUGCCUGCACUGCACGUUGAGUGCAUGCAUGUGCCUGCACUGCACGUUGAGUGCAUGCAUGUGCCUGCACUGCACGUUGAGUGCAUGCAUGUGCCUGCACUGCACGUUGAGUGCAUGCAUGUGCCUGCACUGCACGUUGAGUGCAUGCAUGUGCCUGCACUGCACGUUGAGUGCAUGCAUGUGCCUGCACUGCACGUUGAGUGCAUGCAUGUGCCUGCACUGCACGUUGAGUGCAUGCAUGUGCCUGCACUGCACGUUGAGUGCAUGCAUGUGCCUGCACUGCACGUUGAGUGCAUGCAUGUGCCUGCACUGCACGUUGAGUGCAUGCAUGUGCCUGCACUGCACGUUGAGUGCAUGCAUGUGCCUGCACUGCACGUUGAGUGCAUGCAUGUGCCUGCACUGCACGUUGAGUGCAUGCAUGUGCCUGCACUGCACGUUGAGUGCAUGCAUGUGCCUGCACUGCACGUUGAGUGCAUGCAUGUGCCUGCACUGCACGUUGAGUGCAUGCAUGUGCCUGCACUGCACGUUGAGUGCAUGCAUGUGCCUGCACUGCACGUUGAGUGCAUGCAUGUGCCUGCACUGCACGUUGAGUGCAUGCAUGUGCCUGCACUGCACGUUGAGUGCAUGCAUGUGCCUGCACUGCACGUUGAGUGCAUGCAUGUGCCUGCACUGCACGUUGAGUGCAUGCAUGUGCCUGCACUGCACGUUGAGUGCAUGCAUGUGCCUGCACUGCACGUUGAGUGCAUGCAUGUGCCUGCACUGCACGUUGAGUGCAUGCAUGUGCCUGCACUGCACGUUGAGUGCAUGCAUGUGCCUGCACUGCACGCUGAGUGCAUGCAUGUGCCUGCACUGCACGUUGAGUGCAUGCAUGUGCCUGCACUGCACGUUGAGUGCAUGCAUGUGCCUGCACUGCACGCUGAGUGCAUGCAUGUGCCUUCACUGCACGCUGAGUGCAUGCAUGUGCCUGCACUGCACGCUGAGUGCAUGCAUGUGCCUGCACUGCACGCUGAGUGCAUGCAUGUGCCUGCACUGCACGCUGAGUGCAUGCAUGUGCCUGCACUGCACGCUGAGUGCAUGCAUGUGCCUGCACUGCACGCUGAGUGCAUGCAUGUGCCUGCACUGCACGCUGAGUGCAUGCAUGUGCCUGCACUGCACGUUGAGUGCAUGCAUGUGCCUGCACUGCACGUUGAGUGCAUGCAUGUGCCUGCACUGCACGUUGAGUGCAUGCAUGUGCCUGCACUGCACGUUGAGUGCAUGCAUGUGCCUGCACUGCACGUUGAGUGCAUGCAUGUGCCUGCACUGCACGUUGAGUGCAUGCAUGUGCCUGCACUGCACGUUGAGUGCAUGCAUGUGCCUGCACUGCACGUUGAGUGCAUGCAUGUGCCUGCACUGCACGUUGAGUGCAUGCAUGUGCCUGCACUGCACGUUGAGUGCAUGCAUGUGCCUGCACUGCACGUUGAGUGCAUGCAUGUGCCUGCACUGCACGUUGAGUGCAUGCAUGUGCCUGCACUGCACGUUGAGUGCAUGCAUGUGCCUGCACUGCACGUUGAGUGCAUGCAUGUGCCUGCACUGCACGUUGAGUGCAUGCAUGUGCCUGCACUGCACGUUGAGUGCAUGCAUGUGCCUGCACUGCACGUUGAGUGCAUGCAUGUGCCUGCACUGCACGUUGAGUGCAUGCAUGUGCCUGCACUGCACGUUGAGUGCAUGCAUGUGCCUGCACUGCACGUUGAGUGCAUGCAUGUGCCUGCACUGCACGUUGAGUGCAUGCAUGUGCCUGCACUGCACGUUGAGUGCAUGCAUGUGCCUGCACUGCACGUUGAGUGCAUGCAUGUGCCUGCACUGCACGUUGAGUGCAUGCAUGUGCCUGCACUGCACGUUGAGUGCAUGCAUGUGCCUGCACUGCACGUUGAGUGCAUGCAUGUGCCUGCACUGCACGUUGAGUGCAUGCAUGUGCCUGCACUGCACGUUGAGUGCAUGCAUGUGCCUGCACUGCACGCUGAGUGCAUGCAUGUGCCUGCACUGCACGCUGAGUGCAUGCAUGUGCCUGCACUGCACGCUGAGUGCAUGCAUGUGCCUGCACUGCACGCUGAGUGCAUGCAUGUGCCUGCACUGCACGUUGAGUGCAUGCAUGUGCCUGCACUGCACGUUGAGUGCAUGCAUGUGCCUGCACUGCACGUUGAGUGCAUGCAUGUGCCUGCACUGCACGUUGAGUGCAUGCAUGUGCCUGCACUGCACGUUGAGUGCAUGCAUGUGCCUGCACUGCACGUUGAGUGCAUGCAUGUGCCUGCACUGCACGUUGAGUGCAUGCAUGUGCCUGCACUGCACGUUGAGUGCAUGCAUGUGCCUGCACUGCACGUUGAGUGCAUGCAUGUGCCUGCACUGCACGUUGAGUGCAUGCAUGUGCCUGCACUGCACGUUGAGUGCAUGCAUGUGCCUGCACUGCACGUUGAGUGCAUGCAUGUGCCUGCACUGCACGUUGAGUGCAUGCAUGUGCCUGCACUGCACGUUGAGUGCAUGCAUGUGCCUGCACUGCACGUUGAGUGCAUGCAUGUGCCUGCACUGCACGUUGAGUGCAUGCAUGUGCCUGCACUGCACGUUGAGUGCAUGCAUGUGCCUGCACUGCACGUUGAGUGCAUGCAUGUGCCUGCACUGCACGUUGAGUGCAUGCAUGUGCCUGCACUGCACGUUGAGUGCAUGCAUGUGCCUGCACUGCACGUUGAGUGCAUGCAUGUGCCUGCACUGCACGUUGAGUGCAUGCAUGUGCCUGCACUGCACGUUGAGUGCAUGCAUGUGCCUGCACUGCACGUUGAGUGCAUGCAUGUGCCUGCACUGCACGUUGAGUGCAUGCAUGUGCCUGCACUGCACGUUGAGUGCAUGCAUGUGCCUGCACUGCACGCUGAGUGCAUGCAUGUGCCUGCACUGCACGCUGAGUGCAUGCAUGUGCCUGCACUGCACGCUGAGUGCAUGCAUGUGCCUGCACUGCACGCUGAGUGCAUGCAUGUGCCUGCACUGCACGCUGAGUGCAUGCAUGUGCCUGCACUGCACGUUGAGUGCAUGCAUGUGCCUGCACUGCACGUUGAGUGCAUGCAUGUGCCUGCACUGCACGUUGAGUGCAUGCAUGUGCCUGCACUGCACGUUGAGUGCAUGCAUGUGCCUGCACUGCACGUUGAGUGCAUGCAUGUGCCUGCACUGCACGUUGAGUGCAUGCAUGUGCCUGCACUGCACGUUGAGUGCAUGCAUGUGCCUGCACUGCACGUUGAGUGCAUGCAUGUGCCUGCACUGCACGUUGAGUGCAUGCAUGUGCCUGCACUGCACGUUGAGUGCAUGCAUGUGCCUGCACUGCACGUUGAGUGCAUGCAUGUGCCUGCACUGCACGUUGAGUGCAUGCAUGUGCCUGCACUGCACGUUGAGUGCAUGCAUGUGCCUGCACUGCACGUUGAGUGCAUGCAUGUGCCUGCACUGCACGUUGAGUGCAUGCAUGUGCCUGCACUGCACGUUGAGUGCAUGCAUGUGCCUGCACUGCACGUUGAGUGCAUGCAUGUGCCUGCACUGCACGUUGAGUGCAUGCAUGUGCCUGCACUGCACGUUGAGUGCAUGCAUGUGCCUGCACUGCACGUUGAGUGCAUGCAUGUGCCUGCACUGCACGUUGAGUGCAUGCAUGUGCCUGCACUGCACGUUGAGUGCAUGCAUGUGCCUGCACUGCACGUUGAGUGCAUGCAUGUGCCUGCACUGCACGUUGAGUGCAUGCAUGUGCCUGCACUGCACGUUGAGUGCAUGCAUGUGCCUGCACUGCACGUUGAGUGCAUGCAUGUGCCUGCACUGCACGUUGAGUGCAUGCAUGUGCCUGCACUGCACGUUGAGUGCAUGCAUGUGCCUGCACUGCACGUUGAGUGCAUGCAUGUGCCUGCACUGCACGUUGAGUGCAUGCAUGUGCCUGCACUGCACGUUGAGUGCAUGCAUGUGCCUGCACUGCACGUUGAGUGCAUGCAUGUGCCUGCACUGCACGUUGAGUGCAUGCAUGUGCCUGCACUGCACGUUGAGUGCAUGCAUGUGCCUGCACUGCACGUUGAGUGCAUGCAUGUGCCUGCACUGCACGUUGAGUGCAUGCAUGUGCCUGCACUGCACGUUGAGUGCAUGCAUGUGCCUGCACUGCACGUUGAGUGCAUGCAUGUGCCUGCACUGCACGUUGAGUGCAUGCAUGUGCCUGCACUGCACGUUGAGUGCAUGCAUGUGCCUGCACUGCACGUUGAGUGCAUGCAUGUGCCUGCACUGCACGUUGAGUGCAUGCAUGUGCCUGCACUGCACGUUGAGUGCAUGCAUGUGCCUGCACUGCACGUUGAGUGCAUGCAUGUGCCUGCACUGCACGUUGAGUGCAUGCAUGUGCCUGCACUGCACGUUGAGUGCAUGCAUGUGCCUGCACUGCACGUUGAGUGCAUGCAUGUGCCUGCACUGCACGUUGAGUGCAUGCAUGUGCCUGCACUGCACGUUGAGUGCAUGCAUGUGCCUGCACUGCACGUUGAGUGCAUGCAUGUGCCUGCACUGCACGUUGAGUGCAUGCAUGUGCCUGCACUGCACGUUGAGUGCAUGCAUGUGCCUGCACUGCACGUUGAGUGCAUGCAUGUGCCUGCACUGCACGUUGAGUGCAUGCAUGUGCCUGCACUGCACGUUGAGUGCAUGCAUGUGCCUGCACUGCACGUUGAGUGCAUGCAUGUGCCUGCACUGCACGUUGAGUGCAUGCAUGUGCCUGCACUGCACGUUGAGUGCAUGCAUGUGCCUGCACUGCACGUUGAGUGCAUGCAUGUGCCUGCACUGCACGUUGAGUGCAUGCAUGUGCCUGCACUGCACGUUGAGUGCAUGCAUGUGCCUGCACUGCACGUUGAGUGCAUGCAUGUGCCUGCACUGCACGUUGAGUGCAUGCAUGUGCCUGCACUGCACGUUGAGUGCAUGCAUGUGCCUGCACUGCACGUUGAGUGCAUGCAUGUGCCUGCACUGCACGUUGAGUGCAUGCAUGUGCCUGCACUGCACGUUGAGUGCAUGCAUGUGCCUGCACUGCACGUUGAGUGCAUGCAUGUGCCUGCACUGCACGUUGAGUGCAUGCAUGUGCCUGCACUGCACGUUGAGUGCAUGCAUGUGCCUGCACUGCACGUUGAGUGCAUGCAUGUGCCUGCACUGCACGUUGAGUGCAUGCAUGUGCCUGCACUGCACGUUGAGUGCAUGCAUGUGCCUGCACUGCACGUUGAGUGCAUGCAUGUGCCUGCACUGCACGUUGAGUGCAUGCAUGUGCCUGCACUGCACGUUGAGUGCAUGCAUGUGCCUGCACUGCACGUUGAGUGCAUGCAUGUGCCUGCACUGCACGUUGAGUGCAUGCAUGUGCCUGCACUGCACGUUGAGUGCAUGCAUGUGCCUGCACUGCACGUUGAGUGCAUGCAUGUGCCUGCACUGCACGUUGAGUGCAUGCAUGUGCCUGCACUGCACGUUGAGUGCAUGCAUGUGCCUGCACUGCACGUUGAGUGCAUGCAUGUGCCUGCACUGCACGUUGAGUGCAUGCAUGUGCCUGCACUGCACGUUGAGUGCAUGCAUGUGCCUGCACUGCACGUUGAGUGCAUGCAUGUGCCUGCACUGCACGUUGAGUGCAUGCAUGUGCCUGCACUGCACGUUGAGUGCAUGCAUGUGCCUGCACUGCACGUUGAGUGCAUGCAUGUGCCUGCACUGCACGUUGAGUGCAUGCAUGUGCCUGCACUGCACGUUGAGUGCAUGCAUGUGCCUGCACUGCACGUUGAGUGCAUGCAUGUGCCUGCACUGCACGUUGAGUGCAUGCAUGUGCCUGCACUGCACGUUGAGUGCAUGCAUGUGCCUGCACUGCACGUUGAGUGCAUGCAUGUGCCUGCACUGCACGUUGAGUGCAUGCAUGUGCCUGCACUGCACGUUGAGUGCAUGCAUGUGCCUGCACUGCACGUUGAGUGCAUGCAUGUGCCUGCACUGCACGUUGAGUGCAUGCAUGUGCCUGCACUGCACGUUGAGUGCAUGCAUGUGCCUGCACUGCACGUUGAGUGCAUGCAUGUGCCUGCACUGCACGUUGAGUGCAUGCAUGUGCCUGCACUGCACGUUGAGUGCAUGCAUGUGCCUGCACUGCACGUUGAGUGCAUGCAUGUGCCUGCACUGCACGUUGAGUGCAUGCAUGUGCCUGCACUGCACGUUGAGUGCAUGCAUGUGCCUGCACUGCACGUUGAGUGCAUGCAUGUGCCUGCACUGCACGUUGAGUGCAUGCAUGUGCCUGCACUGCACGUUGAGUGCAUGCAUGUGCCUGCACUGCACGUUGAGUGCAUGCAUGUGCCUGCACUGCACGUUGAGUGCAUGCAUGUGCCUGCACUGCACGUUGAGUGCAUGCAUGUGCCUGCACUGCACGUUGAGUGCAUGCAUGUGCCUGCACUGCACGUUGAAACCGGCCAGGCUGCUCUCAGUCGCGCUCUUCCAGUUCGCAGGGGCGCUCAUCAUGGCCGUUGCUGGCUUUGCUCUGGCCUCCGCGCUCUCAGCAGGGCUUGCGGCAGUGGCAGUGGCGUUGGUGGCAGAGGCAGCAGUGGUGCUGGGGAAGAAGAUGUGCCGCAUCUCAUCCCUACAUGCGCCCCUCUGUACCUAUCCGCACCACUCUUUCCUUAUUGACCCAGCGCCCUGGCUCUCCGCGCUCUCAGCUGGUCUGGCAGCGGUGGCAGUGGCGUUGGUGGCGGAGGCGGCAGUGGUGCUGGGGAAGAAGAUGUGUCGCAACAAAGUGACUCGUGUGCUGUGCGUGGCAUCUGCUGUGAUUACAUUCUACUACGCCACGCAGUGGAUCUUCCCCACCGUCAUCCUGCUAGGCGGUGCGGUGACCUACUUCACGGAGCGCAACAAGCCCAUUCCGCCGCAGCGCAGCGACAUUCAGAGGCUGGGGGUGUCUCCUCUGGUGGGCGGGAUGCUGCUGUUCGCGUGGAUCGGCAUUCUGGUCUUUGCCAUCGUGUAUAAGAACGCCACUAGCUACGAGAAAGCGCCGUGGAUCCACUGGUUCGAGGGAUUCUAUCUCACGGGGUCAGUGACGUACGGAGGAGGGCAGGUGGUGCUGCCACUGCUGGAGAGCGUCGUGAUUCAAUAUGAGACAGUGUGCCCGCCCAACGGAGGAAAGUGUGUUCAAGUGGAAGCAAACACAUCAUGGGUAACUUCCCAGCAAUUCCUCGCCGGACUCGCUCUUGCACAGGCCCUGCCUGGUCCUCUCUUCAACUUCUCCGCCUACAUUGGCGCCAUUGUGGGGGGGAUGGGCGGGGUGAUAGCGUGCUGGUUCGGCCUCUUCUCGCCUGGCAUCCUCAUCAUCUACGGGGUGCUGCCCUUCUGGGGCAAGUUCCGCAAGUGGAAGCUGUACAAGCGUGCGACACCGGGCUUUAACUCAACCGCAAUUGGUCUCAUCUGGGCGUCAGUGUUCUCCCUGGGCCUCAAGGUGUACAAAGUCAGCCCCUUCCCCAUGGCGUCACUCUGCAUUGCCAUGAUUGGUUACGCAGCUACCAAUUUCCUCAAG